Planococcus citri (citrus mealybug) is the source of this 3266-nucleotide messenger RNA. Its product is annotated as cytochrome P450 4C1-like. Bases 65 to 1759 code for a protein of 564 amino acids. The transcript has 12 exons. The record is from RefSeq and is a predicted model, not a curated record. Gene Ontology annotation, molecular function: heme binding; monooxygenase activity; oxidoreductase activity, acting on paired donors, with incorporation or reduction of molecular oxygen. NCBI's taxonomy places the organism in Eukaryota, Metazoa, Arthropoda, Insecta, Hemiptera, Pseudococcidae.
GACGAUCGUCUACAACACCCCGGAUACGCGGCAAUAAUAAUUUGUGUAAAACAACGCAAUAUAAAUGUACUUACUUCAUUCUUAUUCGGAUUUAUUUUGGCACUGCUGGUUAGUGGUUAUUUGGUUACGUAUUACGAGAAGAAACACUUUUCCACCUCUUUCAAACAUGGAUAACGUUAUCAGUUUUGAUCAUUUGCAAAGUAGUGUUUUAGUAUUUAUUUUUCAAAGUAAAAAGGUUUACGGGUUUUUAUUUUUUUCUGCAAUUUUAAGCAUAAUUUAUUAUUAUGUUGAUUAUAAAAUCAAGCACCGACGUUUGGAGAAAAUGAUCGAUCAGUUCGAUGGACCUAAAGGGCUCCCAAUCAUUGGAAACGCUCACGAAUUUUUAGGAUCGCCUAAAGUUGUUUUGAAAAAUGGAAUCGCACUUGCGAAUACGUAUAAAAAUCCAAGAGUAUGGCUAGUUCACAAACCGUACAUCAUCAUUUCGACUCCAGAAGACUAUCAAACGGUAGCUUUUAAAACUUUGGAGAAAGACAACAGUUACAAAUUCGUUGCAGAUAUGUUAGGCGAUGGACUUAUCACUUCUGAAGUAAAUAGAUGGAAAAGAAAUCGUCGUAUUAUAAAUCCAGCUCUCAAUCCAACCAUGCUAUAUCAUAAUUUCUUACAAAUAUUCAACGAGAAAUGUGUCACCUUGAUCAACCAAUUGAAAAAAGAAGUCGGCACCAAAAAGCAAUUUGAUUUAUGGCCUUAUAUCUCGGAAAAUUCUAUAAUGACGAUUUGUGAGACUACGAUGGGUUACACGGAUGCUGAUGACUCGGCGGAGGUGAUGAAAUAUGGAGAAGAUUUAAUAAAAUCAUCAAAAUUAGUGAGUUUAAGAAUCUAUAAACCUUGGUUAAUGCCUUCAAUCACUUUCAAAGCUUAUCGAUACUUAUUGGGAUUCGGAAAAAUAUUUGAUACCGUACGAGAAUUACCUUUGAAAGUGGUGAAAAAACGACGCGAACAAUUUGAAAAAAUGAAAACUGAAGGCUAUGUUCGCACAGGACAAGAAAAGACAAUGCAAAACUUUAUAGAUAUUUUAUUAAAUUACCAUGACGCAAACACCAAUUUCACGGAUAAAGAGCUUACGGAUGAAGUGAAUACUAUGAUGUUUGCAGGAAGUGAAACUACUGCUGUGACCAUUUGCUUUUGUAUGCUGAUGCUGGGAAUGAGACAAGACGUUCAAAAAAGAGUUUACGAAGAAAUUCACUCGGUAUUUGGUGAUGAGAAUCGUUUACCGAAUCUCGAAGAUCUUUCAAAAUUAUCAUAUCUGGAGCAAUGCAUCAAAGAAACCCUUCGAAGAUUUACAGUAGUGCCACUUGGACUGCGUCAUACGCAAGAAGACAUACCGAUCAGUGAUGGAAAGAUAAUCCCAUCAGGAUGCAACAUCGCACUUUUUGGUCUCGCAAUUCACUUGAAUCCUGAAAUAUACCCCAAUCCUGAAAUUUGGGAUCCCAGUAACUUUGAUCCUGAUAAAGUUGCUAAUCGACAUAAAGCGAGUUUCGUACCGUUUGGUGCAGGACCUAGAGGAUGCGUAGGUCAAAAAUAUGCGAUGGUGUCGAUGAAGGCGCAACUCUCAACUAUGAUACGAAAUUUCAAAAUAACCACCGAUAUUAAAAUGGAAGAUAUUGAAUUAUCCAUCGACAUUUUAUUGAGAAGCUCAACAGGUUAUUACGUUAAAUUAGAUUACAGGCAUGGCGAGUCAUUAACAUCGUCAUUAUUUUAAUAACGAAGGGUUGACAAGUAGGUAUUAUCCAAGCUAGGAAUGUUUAACUAGUACCUAGGUAAUUAUAAUGCAGCUUGUAUAAAAUUCUCUCACAUUGUAAAAAAUAACAAUUAAAAAAAAAAAGAACAUUUUACUUAACACAUUAAGUAAGUACCUCUACCUACAUAAGGUAAGUGUAGCAAAUUUUCAAUUUUUUAAAAUUUCCGUUCCAUUAAAAAAAAAACGAAUCAAUCUGAAUACCUACCUAGUAGUUAAAAGUUUUAUUUCAACUUUCUAGAGCCUCCAGCAACUCUUCAAUUUUCUGCAGAACGACAUUUGUGAAAUCGUUCCUCGUGUCAUGUCGUUUCAAAAACUUCUAUUUUUCAUAUUUUUUCUUAUGUUGGUCGAAAAUUACUUUGAAACGUUCUUGCAAUUUCACAAUUUUGAUACUUAUUCCGCUAACCAAAAUUAUAAACUCAGGUGGAAGAACGGUUGAAAUUAGUCUUCUUGAGUGAAGAGGUAUUUUUCCAAAAAAUAUAGGGGCCUAAAAAAUACACUUUCUCUCACGCAUGUCAACCGUGGGUCUCAAAAUGCGAUUAAAGCUGAAAUAUGAUUGCAAAUCUCAAAGUUGCAGCUGCCCACUCACACAUUUUCAGGUUUUUAGGUCAUAUUUUUUAAAGUUUGUUCCUAAAAAAUGCACUUAUUUCAGUCAUGUCGAGAGUGAGCCUCAAAACGAUGAUACAAUGUGACCUGAAUAGAAGCUUUCCAGAGUUUUAGCUGCUCAACAAUACGUUUUGAGAUUUUAGUUUUUUUUUUUUUUUGAUAAAUUUUAACUGAAGAAGUAGGUACUUACUUGCACUUUUCCUCACAAAUGUCGAGAAGAAUUUCAAAACGUAAGUACAUACUUAGUUAAGUAUAAAAUGAAAAAUGAUUUUGAGAAUUCUAGCUGCCCAAUCACAUGUUUUAUUCAACAUUUCAUUCAGAUUUGAUUUUGGAUGUAAUUAUACAUUACUAUUCUUAAAUGACACCAACUGGUGAAAUUUUUGGUAAUAGGUACCUUUUGAAAUGCUGUAAACAUAAACAAAUGAAUAGUAUUGCGCAAUUAUUGCACCUAAAAGUACUAAAAAGCAUACAAAUACCUAGUUAAAUUUUUCAAUGUAAAAUUCAGGGUCAUUCCUGAUAACCUAUCAUCUGCGAUGGGGAAUUAUUAUAAUCUAAGGUGUAAGUUAGUUGAUAAAAUCACAUUGCAUCUUGUGGUUCAAUUUUUCAUACCUAGGUACUCACGAACUAUCUAUCCCUUCUGAAGCAAAUGCCAAAUAUUUACAAGAUGAUAAUUGAAAUUUAACAAUGUAAUCAAUCUGCUGAUAACUUUUGACCAUUUACCAUUCAUGGUCAAUAACAUAUAAGAAUGUAGAUAUAAAUUAAAUAAGCUUAAUUAGGGUAUUAGGUACCGGCGCCUUCAUCUUAUAAAUAAAUAUCUGUACUAAUGUUACAUCAAAAUAUGUAAAUAUAUUUAUAACCGCGUAAA